GGAAAAAGUAAAAGAAAAGAAGUUUCUUUGAAGGAAACAACCUGAGGCGAGUUUCUCCCUACUUUUGUUUCUCACACUUCAUCAGAUUCCAGAAGAUUGGUAUUUUCUUAGUAAGGUAGUUGUAUUGAAGCCAAGGAGGACUUUUUCUUUGAAGGAGUCUGAGGAUAUGACUUCUGACAUGAUCCCUAUUGAUUCCUCUUGAGGUGCUCCUCCAUCAUCAGGACUUGUUCUACGGUAGAAGCUGCCUUCUUUCUCCCAACAGUAAGUAAGAAGAAAACUAUGUCUUUAGUUAGGUCUGCAGAGCUAUCUGCCACAUCAUAUAGAAAUCCAAAGCUCUAUUCGCUAAAGGGAAGUGAUGACUGUCCUGGCUUGUCCACCCAAAUAUUUGGUUCUGAUAAGCAUAAGAUUACAUAUAUGGCUGAUUCUUACUGCAAUGAAAGUUAUGAGAAGUAUUUCCUUGACUCCCCAACAGAAGAACUUAUACAGCCUUCCAGUUCUGGCAUAUCAGGAAAUUCAUUUCACCAACGUGGUGCCUCCAUGAGCACUCAAAACCCGUUUAGCACUCCUUUGGUGUCCAUCAGACAUGGUGAUGCCCGUCGUUCCAAUUUUGAAUUGAACUACUUGGAAAGCCAAAGCCCAGAUCCAAUAGACUAUGAUGAAGAUAAUAUGAGAUUGAAGCUUCAAGAAUUGGAAAGAGCAUUGCUCGAUGAUAAUGAUGACGAUGACGAUGAUGACAUGUUUGGCUCUGGUCACAGCAUGGAAAUUGAUGGUGAAUGGGCUGACCCAGUGCGGAACGCAUUGCUCCAUCAUGACUCGCCUAAGGAAUCUUCAUCAACAGAUUCUAACCUUAGUAGCAUCAGCAGCAACAAGGAAGUAUCACAAGUAUCUCCUAGGAGUCCUAGAAAGUUGCUGAUGGAUUGUGCUGGUGCACUCGCAGAUGGAAACAUUCUGGAAGCAUCAGUUAUGAUUAAUGAGCUCCGGCAGAUGGUCUCAAUCCAAGGGGAUCCUCCUCAGAGGAUUGCCGCCUACAUGGUAGAAGGCCUUGCUGCUCGCAUGGCUGCCUCUGGUAAAUGUCUUUACAAUGCUCUAAAAUGCAAAGAGCCCCCCUCUUCUGACCGGCUUGCAGCCAUGCAGAUCCUCUUUGAGGUGUGCCCUUGUUUUAAAUUUGGAUUUAUGGUAGCAAAUGGUGCAAUGAUAGAGGCAUUUAAAGAUGAGAAAAGAGUCCAUAUAAUAGAUUUCGAUAUCAACCAAGGGACUCAAUAUAUUACACUGAUACAAACAAUUGCCGCUCAGCCAGGGAAGCGGCCCCAUUUGAGAUUAACUGGGGUUGAUGACCCUGAGUCAGUUCAACGUUCUGUUGGAGGCCUAGAAAUUAUUGGACGAAGACUGGAGAAGCUAGCAGAAACAUUUGGGGUACCGUUUGAGUUUCGACCCUUGCCAUCAAAGACUUCAAUCAUCUCUCCAUCAAUGCUUGACUGCCGGCCUGGGGAAGCACUGAUAGUGAACUUUGCCUUCCAGCUUCACCACAUGCCAGAUGAGAGCGUGUCGACAGUAAACCAGCGAGACCAGCUUCUUCGGAUGGUUAAGAGCCUGAAUCCAAAACUCGUCACUGUGGUUGAACAAGACGUGAACACAAACACUGCCCCAUUUUUACCUCGAUUUGUUGAAGCCUACAAUUACUACUCAGCUGUGUUCGAGUCUCUUGAUGCAACUCUCCCAAGGGAGAGUCAGGACCGAAUGAAUGUUGAACGGCAGUGCCUGGCACGGGACAUCGUUAACAUCGUUGCAUGUGAGGGAGAGGAGAGGAUAGAGCGGUAUGAAGUUGCAGGCAAAUGGAGGGCAAGGAUGAUGAUGGCCGGCUUCACUUCACGUCCAAUGGGUCCAAAUGUGAUUGAUAUGAUCCGGGAAUUACUUACUGGGCAGUAUUGUGACAGGUACGGGAUGAAGGAAGAAAUGGGUGCACUUCACUUCGGGUGGGAAGACAAAAGCUUGGUUGUUGCUUCAGCAUGGAGGUGAUAUUAGAUAUUUUGUUAGUAGUAGCGUUUGGUUGGUUGUAUUUGUAAUAAUAUGUGGGAUCGAGAUGCAUGCUGAUGUAUUAUCUAAGUUAGAAAUAAGGGCUUUCUUAAUGGUAUCCAGAAGAGAAUUGUCAAGGAUGAUGAUUAGGGGAUUGCUGCUUAUCUAAUAUUUUCAUAUAGCAUCUUCUUUGUUGUGGA
This is a messenger RNA of Alnus glutinosa, 2213 nucleotides long. RefSeq names its product scarecrow-like protein 1. The coding region runs from base 280 to 2016 and encodes 578 amino acids. Gene Ontology annotation, cellular component: nucleus. Lineage: Eukaryota; Viridiplantae; Streptophyta; Magnoliopsida; Fagales; Betulaceae. The record is from RefSeq and is a predicted model, not a curated record. The transcript is spliced from 3 exons. Gene Ontology annotation, molecular function: DNA-binding transcription factor activity; sequence-specific DNA binding. Gene Ontology annotation, biological process: regulation of DNA-templated transcription.